Messenger RNA from Fragaria vesca subsp. vesca, 643 nucleotides. Its product is annotated as calcium-binding protein PBP1-like. Lineage: Eukaryota; Viridiplantae; Streptophyta; Magnoliopsida; Rosales; Rosaceae. Gene Ontology annotation, molecular function: calcium ion binding. Bases 152 to 511 code for a protein of 119 amino acids. The transcript is spliced from 2 exons. The record is from RefSeq and is a predicted model, not a curated record.
CUCUCUGUUCCUUAGUUGUCUUCCAUGGCCCCUCUUUCUUGGAAAACCCAUCACCCCCAUCUCUUCCUUUAUAUACCCAUCUCUCAUAUCCCUCUCUCCUCAAAAAACAUACCCUAGUUCUCACUCUUUCUCUUUCACGCUUUCAUUAUCAAUGGCGUCUCCCCAGCAAAACGCACAAGCAAAUUUCCAAGACUUGCUGCCCACCAUGGCCGACAAGCUCGGCGGAGACGGCUUGAUCGGCGAGCUCUGUAAUGGGUUCACUCUUUUGAUGGAUCCCGCCAAGGGGGUCAUCACGUUCGAGAGCCUCAAGAGGAACUCGGCUCUCAUGGGCCUGCAGGACCUGAGCGACGACGAUCUACGGUCCAUGUUGCAGGAGGGCGAUUUCGACGGCGAUGGGGCGCUUAAUCAGAUGGAGUUUUGUGUGUUGAUGUUUAGAUUGAGUCCCGAGCUUAUGGAGGAGUCUCGCCUCUGGCUCGACGAUGUUCUUCAACACGAGUUUAAGCAUUGUUGAUCGAGAUUUGUCCAGAACUAAUUUUAUGUUUCUUGUUAAUUUCCUUUUCCAGUGGUUGUACGUUGUUGUUAUUGUUGUUGGAUUAAGGAGGAAAAAAAAAAAAAAAAAAAAAACUAAGUAGGCAGCUUCUGC